Molecule: messenger RNA, 507 nt
Organism: Arabis nemorensis
Lineage: Eukaryota; Viridiplantae; Streptophyta; Magnoliopsida; Brassicales; Brassicaceae
Source: the annotation of a GenBank genome assembly
AUGGAAAUUGUGGCAAAGGAGAACAAAGUUACAGUGAUGGAUCAUGUGAGAGGUACUGUGAAUACAGAGGAAGUUGAAGAUCCAAUGGUGAUUCCUAGAAGAAUCUCAGAGACAUGGAAACCUCAAUUGAUUGAUGAUCUUCCUGAUGCUUUUUGGGAACAAGAUUGUGAACAGAUCAGACCACUAGCAGGAACUGCUAGACGGGGAAAGAGUUUCGAAGAGGAUCAAAUGCUGGAGAAGAAACUAUUAAAAGACGAAAAGCAAUGUGCGGAACGCAUCAUGCUCGUUGAUUUGGGUCGUAACGAUGUUGGAAAUGUUAGUCGGCUUCUCAGGAUCAAAUAUGGUGUAUUCUUGGUGUCGAAGAAUGGCUCGGUGAAGGUGGAAAGGCUCAUGGAUAUAGAGCGUUAUUCCCAUGUCAUGCAUAUCAGCUCAACGGUGACUGGAGAGUUACAAGAGAAUCUGACUUGUUGGGACGCUUCGUGCGGCUUUACCAGUUGGAACCGUUAG